Molecule: messenger RNA, 5237 nt
Organism: Formica exsecta
Lineage: Eukaryota; Metazoa; Arthropoda; Insecta; Hymenoptera; Formicidae
Product: transcription factor Sp4-like
Exons: 11
Coding region: 1529-4075 (848 amino acids)
Biological process (GO): regulation of transcription by RNA polymerase II
Molecular function (GO): RNA polymerase II cis-regulatory region sequence-specific DNA binding; DNA-binding transcription factor activity, RNA polymerase II-specific
Source: RefSeq, a predicted model, not a curated record
UUUUUAUCGCUUAGAAUCGAGAACCGUGAAAUAAAUGAAAUUCAGAAAAAAAAUUAAUUACAAUUUUUGUGGGAGGAGGGAGAGAAAAAGGAAGAAAGGAGAAGUUUGACGGUUUGAAACGAUUUGUCUUUGUCAUGCAUGUAUUUGGAAAUGCUGUGAAACUUUAUUUAAAAUCUAUUUCUUAUCAAUAUUUCGCAAAUUAAACACGAAACUGUUUGUGCGAACAAACGUAAUGAAUUCGACUCAGUAAAAUACCGAUAUAUUAUGGUAAACCACGGUGGACACAACGUAUGAAAUGAAAGGUGGGGGGAAGCGAAAGACUAGAGGAACGAAAGUAGAGGGAGGUGCGCGUGGUUUAGCCCUUUGUAAUGGGGUGGGCGUCCGAAGUGACACCGCGUACGCCCCUGUCGAAUGACGCCCCAGCCAACUGCAACCAGCUUUAGCCAGCUCGGUUGGCGAGCAGCCGCACGAACCAGCACGGCCAACCACCAAUCGGCGAGGCCGUGCCGUCAUGACGAACGUACGGCGACGUUGCCAUCUCGCGCACCGCCCAUUGGCCCCACGAGUAUGUACAUACGUGCGUCCGUCGUAGUUUCGACGAGUCCCAUUACGACGGUAUUUGUUAGUAUUCGUUUUAACGUUUCCGCGAACGUGAAUAAAUGACUAAACGGAGAGUGUGGUGGAUGUAGAAUAUAUGAUGCACGUGUCGGUAGAUUGCACGAUAGUUUGACAAGUCGCACGAAUUGCCGCAGCCGCAUCGCUUUUCAUCGACUCCCCUCAGCCAGCGAUACUGUGCGCGUCACACAAUUUCUAUCCAUCUACGCGCGGAGAGCGAUAGCGUCAAAACUUGGUGCGAAUUGUUCCGUGAUGUAAACGGCAAUUUUAAGCUAAUAUAUCGUACACAUCUUGCUCGAUCGUGUAUCGAUCAACGCAAAAUAAUGCAGCCACUACUAAUGGUCGUUGUAGUAUAGUGCGCGGGCGCAAUACUACGGCAACAGUGACGCGCUCGCGUGCGUGGCACGUGCGUACGUGUGUGUAUAUGUGAUUCUUUUUUUCUUUUAGUUCUUUCUUUAUAUAUGUGACUUUGUGCGCGGUAUGUACGAGAGCUCUCGUGAAUAAUGCUUCACUACUUGCUUGUACAUUAUGCAAACGGCAAAACGCACGAUAACGAGUACAGUUCCGUUUUUAUCGAAUCGUGUCAAGUCGGUUCUUCGUGAUCAGCGUGCUUUCUUGAUUGAGAAAGAGACGCACAUGUUUUCGCAUAACUACUUGUAACGGUACGAAUCGGACUAGUAGCGACAACGCAACGUAGUGGCGUUGGCAUUUGGCGUUGGCGGUGGUGUUGGCGUUGGCGUUGGCGUAACAUUAACAGUGAACAUCAGAACAAUCUUUUCUUCGUGGUUACAAGAAAAUUGCCAAUAUACAUACUUGCAUCUUUAUUGCGUUAUGGAUUCCUAGCACAAUUUGGCGAAAUGGCAUCAAAUCCAUUCUUAUAAAUUUUUUAUGGUGCAAAACACAAUCGUUCAUCAUGAAACGAAGUCUAGAUGGAAGGAACAUUUCACAAGAAGAAAUCGAAGAGCAUGAUCCUUUGCAAUCACAAUCGCAGCAACAAGAUGAAACAGACCAGCAACAGUUAGAACAGCAACAGCAGCAGCAAACUGCCCAGUCACAAAUUCGUUUCUUAAACGCAAAUGUAUUACAACAAUUGCAACAACAAGAUGUUCAACAACAAGCUCAACAGCAGCAGCCGCCGCAAGUUAUUACCCUGCAGAACUUUAUGCCUUUACAAGCUCAACAAUCGCAACACGAUCAACAGAGAGCGCAAGCAAUCUCUGUUCAAUCACUACCUCAUCAAUUCUUGCAAGGUGCUCAAAUUAUUAGCGCUCAGGCACAAACGGCUCUUCAACAACAACAGCAACAAAGUCAGCAACAAUCGCAGCAGCAGCAACACACUCAACAACAGCAGCAGCAACCGCAGCAACAACAGCUCAGUUAUAGCGUAAUCCCACAAAUGCAGACCGUCAAUAUAGAUGGUCAGGAAGCUCUAUUUAUUCCAUCCUCGGCGAUGUCCGCGGCAGGCGGUCAUCACCAAACACAGCCAACAAUGCAAUUUGCUACCGCAAAUGGUCAGCAAAUGCAACUUGCCGGUCAGCAAGUGCAACUAGCGAACGGCCAGACCAUUAUUACGCCACAACCAGUUAGUCUCAUAAGGGCACCCAAUGUCUUUCCCACUUCGAUUAUACAAAAUAUUACGGGACAAACAGUACAACUGCCGACAGGUCAAAAUGUACAAGUAAGACCACUUCAAUUUCCUAUGCAGCAUGUUCAGCAAACAGUCCCUGUACAAGUACCAGUCACUGCCAACAAUGGACAAACUGUUUAUCAAACUGUACACUUUCCCGUUCAAGCUUUGUCCAGCGUUUUAAAUAUGCCCGCGACACAAAUGAUACCUCAAAUCAUGCAACAAAUACCUCAAGUAGCACAGAUAAUUACACCAAGUGGUCAGAUCCAGCAAGUGCAAAUUACAAACUUACCACAGUUACAAAGUCUUCAGAGUCAACAAGUAACACAAGUAGCUCAGCAAGUUGCACAUCAACAAGCGCAGCAGCAAGUCGUCCAACAACAAACUCAACAACAAGUAGUGCAAUCUGUUCAACAGCAACAACAAGUCGCUCAGGCUCAAGUACAACAGCAGCAGCAGCAGGUGCAACAGCAGCAAGUACAACAAGUAGUACAACAGGUAAUACAGCAGCAACAGCAACCACCACCAUCGCAACAGCAACAACAGCAGCAGCCACAACAGCAGCAACAGAUGCAACAAUCUUCUGCUCCAUCGUCGACAGUUGCAACUUGGAGCACAACAGUUGCCACUCCUAGCAACGUUCAGGUUCUCGGCAUAAGUGCAUUAGGAAGAAGUAUAACAGGAAAUACCAAUGUUAUUACCACAAAAGAUGGUCAGAAGAUCGAUGUGCAAGCAUUAUCUACUCUAACAAGGCCACCGGAAACGAUAGACGGUGACAUUAAAGUAACAAAUAUCGAUGCAAGUCAACUAACCAGUGGACAAGUAAUACAUAUCCCUGCUGCACAGUCGGCUCAAUCGACAGUGCAACCUAUUACGAUUACAGGAGCGCAAGGACAACAAUUAACGCUUAUUCCUGCAUCUGCAUUAGCGAAUUUAACUGCGCAACAAGGUAACAUGAUGAGGAGCGUAAGCAACGGAAGCAUAAUGCAAAUUCAGCCAGCCGCUGGAAUAAAUGCAACCAAUUUUUUACAAUCGAUACCUGUACAAAAUAUCCCAGGUUUAGGCAAUGUACAAGUAAUACCAGCAAGCGCAUUACAACCCGUACCAACCGCUACAGUCCAAACGUUACCCGCUACCACGGCUACACCUAUUGUUGCGGCUGCACCAACCGUACAACUCGAUUCGAACGAUCCUACCAAAUGGCAGAUUCUCCAAACUCUUCAAUCGAACGGAACUUUGACAACAUCUGCUACCCCUAUGUCUCACCAACAUCAGGUAUCCAACGCGGCAAAUUCCAAUACCGACACCGAUACUAACAAGCAGCAUCGUAGAAGAGUCGCGUGCACGUGUCCCAAUUGCGGCGACGGAGACAGAAAUAGAGAUAUGAGCAGAAAGCGGCAACAUAUAUGCCACAUUGCCGGCUGCAAUAAAGUAUAUGGUAAAACAAGCCAUUUGCGUGCUCACUUACGUUGGCAUACCGGCGAACGACCAUUCGUCUGCAGUUGGAUAUUUUGCGGUAAAAAAUUUACCAGAUCCGACGAACUUCAAAGGCAUCGUAGAACUCACACUGGCGAAAAACGCUUUCAAUGUCCAGAAUGUACUAAGAAAUUUAUGCGAUCUGAUCAUUUAACGAAACACAUUAAAACACACACGAAGAUACGGAGCACAGAAGCUGCUACUUCGACACAGGAAGGCUCUUCUGACAGCCAAUCUUCCACCGAGCAGAAAAUUAUUAUAGCAGUGCAUAAGGAGACGGAACAGUCUGAAAUUGUUAUCUCGGAACAAAUAGAAAGCAUGAAAACCGAAUCAACGAAUCACAUAACAAAUGAAUAAAAAUUCUAUUAUAUGCUGGAUAAUAUCGAUAUCACUGAUAAUAUAAUACAGAUCAAUCUGCUGCUGCUAAUGACAAUGCAUGAUUCCAGGAUCUUUAUCUUAUCCAAGAUUCAUAAUUAAAAAAAUAAAUAAAUAAAAAAAAUAAAAGGAAAUCAUAUUUAUUAGAGAUGCUAAAGCUUGAUAUCGUCAAUGAUAUCAAGCAGAUUUUAAUGUCUGAAAUUUUAGAAAAGAGUUGGAUUAACAUUGUUAUGUGUAUGCAUAUAUGUACAAGAGCAUUAUAUAAAUAAUAUCGAAAUUAGUACUGUAUUGUGGUCACAGACAAAUAUCAUGGCUCGGAGUUCAUUUGCUCCAUAUAAGAAUAAUAUGGUACAGUAAUAGAUUUAUAAGUAUAAUAACAAUAUCUAACAUACAAUUUAUUUUUUUAUUGCCAUCACGUGUGUAUAUGUAAAUAUAUAUAUAUGUAUGUAUGUAUGUAUAUAUAAUGUAAAUCAAUGUAUAUAGUUUUGCACGAGAAAGUUUUACAUUUGUAAACAUCUUUUGAUAUUAUAAAAAAUGCAAGUAUUUAGCUUUUUUCUCCUUUAAUUUAUCGAAUUACUUUAAACCAAGCAUCCGCUUCGUAAUAUUUCGCGAACUAAAAAUACAGAUUUAAUCUUGAAAGAUAUUUGUCCGAAUUCGAGUUGACAUUUGUGUAUAUAGAUCAUAAGUAAUGUAUACGUUUAAAAUAAAGUUCUUGCAAUAGUAUAAUGCAGACAUAAACAACACAGUCGGUUAAAAUUUAAUGGAAUUACAUGGCCCCAGGUACCAUGUACAAGUUCCUGUUAAGAGAUAUGAAAUUUAAAAUGUGGAACUUUUGUCAUAUUUGAAACAGAUAAUGAUCUCUCAUUGAUAUUCUUUUAAUGUCAAGCCUAUUACCAGGUGCAGAGUAGAUACAGCCCAAGAAUAAGAAAAUAAUUGUCUGUAGUUAAACUCGAAUUCCGAUAGUUUCUCUAAUAUGGCCACUGUCCACAUCAUUUCAGAAUUGUGAUUCAAAUGGUUACUCUGCACCAUCAUACAUUAUAUUUAUGGAAUUUUUGCUGGGGAAAUAAACUAGCUACGGAUGUAUCAGAAAAUCCAAAAAUGGAAAUAUAUAUAAUUAUUUUCGAAAAAAAAAAAAAAAAAAAAA